UUUUUGACUUUUUUAUGCCUUAUAAUUUUUUCUAUUUCCAACAAUACCCUCAUUAACAAGAGCCCUAAGUUUUUUUUCCAUCUUCCUUUCUUCAUUCCUCCAUAGCCGUAUCUUUUCCUUUCUUCUUUACUCCAUUUCUGCGAUUUCAGUGGCAAAAGCAAGAUGAAACUCAUCCGGAGUGUCCUAUGGGCUGCUAAUGCUUUCAAAUUACGAUCUUCGGAUCAUCCUCAAGCUUUCAGGACCUUUUCAACACUCCCAAAUUUUGGUAUUCAAGGGAAGACUGAAAGCAAAAUAUACAGUAAUCAGAACUCAUUUUCGGGAAUGAAUGGUUGCUCAACAUGUAAUGUUGGUAGGAGGUGUUUCUUACAUUCUGGAAGCCCAAAGGAAGCUGAAAUGGGAAACAAUUAUAGGCCGAUGGACUUUGUUAGAGGACUUACGGAGGACAAUGCAAGGCGUUUCCCGAGUGGCGCUCCACUUUCUAGGUAUCACAUUGAGCAGGAUGCUGAUAUUGUUCAUAUAAAGGUUCUUCGCAACAAUGCCUUUGUAACUGUGACAGAUUCGAAAGGGAAUAAAAAGUUUGGAGCUAGUGCAGGUAAGCUAACAGGAAAAGGAGGGAAAGUUGCAAGAUACUCUGCUGAAUCAACUGCAGAACAUGUUGGGCGUGAAGCCAGGGACCGAGGCUUGGGGUCUGUGGUCAUGAAAGUAAAUGGGUUUACUUACUUUAAGAAAAAGAAGCAAGCUAUUCUAAGCUUCAGAGAGGGCUACACUCAUUCUCGUGGAGAUAAGAACCCUGUGGUAUUCAUUGAGGACACAACACGAAAACCCCAUAAUGGAUGCCGCCUCACAAAGAAGCGUCGCAUCUAAUUGCUAAUCAGGUGGAAUGUAAUGAGUCACUAGUCUUAUAUGUGUUACAGGGAAUGAAAUCCUUUUGACAGUUUAAUAAACAGUCCCUGCUUGAUUUUGGAGGCUUUCAGCUGUGUAGAGUAGGUUGCUUCUGCAUAUCAAUUUAGAUAGCAUCUUAUGUACUAUUGACAGUAACAGAUAGCAAAUAUGGCCUUGUUUUGUACAAUUGGUGCUAAAUUUUCCAUUGAUGCCUCUUAUCUCUGAAAUAGUUUCGCGGAAACUGUCGUUUGUGUCAAAGAGCUGUAGAAUCACUGAUAUUUCAUUUUGCGAGUAAUCAAAUGCUAUUUAUUUCUCA
This is a messenger RNA of Solanum pennellii, 1198 nucleotides long. Its product is annotated as probable ribosomal protein S11, mitochondrial. The record is from RefSeq and is a predicted model, not a curated record. Lineage: Eukaryota; Viridiplantae; Streptophyta; Magnoliopsida; Solanales; Solanaceae. Gene Ontology annotation, cellular component: mitochondrial small ribosomal subunit; ribosome. Gene Ontology annotation, biological process: ribosomal small subunit assembly; maturation of SSU-rRNA from tricistronic rRNA transcript (SSU-rRNA, 5.8S rRNA, LSU-rRNA); translation. Gene Ontology annotation, molecular function: small ribosomal subunit rRNA binding; structural constituent of ribosome; mRNA 5'-UTR binding. The transcript has 3 exons. Bases 163 to 864 code for a protein of 233 amino acids.